AGACAGUCAGGUUAUUGGUAUAUUAGGAUAUAUAGAUGAAACACAAAAAAUAAAUUCUACAGAGUAAUGUGCACGGCCUAUUUUUAGUCACAGGGUAUUAUUGCAUUUGGUGUCUUCAGUCAAUACGUAGCCUACUCUGUCGGUUCAUCCUCAUAUUCCCGUUCGUCUUUUUAAUCAGCUGUGGUGAAUCAGAUAAGCAUUGUCCUUCUAAAAAUAUCUAAUUAGUUGCAUCGUUGAGUGGAUAAGUACAUGGAAUUAAUCUUUAUUCGAGAACAUCUCAAGAUAUUAUCGUAUAAUUGAGAUUAACCUGAUGUUUGAUAAAGAUGCGUGCUGUUUUGAUCACUAGGCGCUUGGUGGUACCCUGCCUCCUCGCACACGCGCUCAGCUCUGACUACAGCAGCACGCGCUCACAGACCCCUCCGUCUCAGUUUUCUCCUGCAGUUGGGCAGUAGCGUGUCCCUGCAUUUCGUCUGCGACAUUAACAGGACAGAAUCCUUGGCACGCCGCUCAUUGUCUCGCUAUGUAAUUUUAUUCCGACUGUCUUGAUUUCAUCAUUCCAGCACAUCUUCCCACACCAAACGGCUCAUCACAUUUCCGUUCGGUUGCCCUCCCGACCGAAGCGCCAGCAGGAUUUGCUAAGGAAAAGGGAAAAAAAAUACAAUUUUCGGUUUAACGCAAACUGGAAAUCGAGGAAUUAUGUCCUCCAGGCACAGGCGGGGGAUUGCCCGUUGGGGUUUCUGUUGGUUUCUUUGGGGGUUUUGGAGGAUCGGCGCCGCGUGUCCAACAUCUUGCACUUGCAGCGUCUCCAGGAUCUCGUGCACUGAUCGGGUCGCAGGGCUUUCGGCUUUCCCUGUCCUGCAGUCCGAUUUCGAAAACAUCGAAGAGAUAUAUAUUGCGAAUCAAGACAGAUUCUAUACCAUCACCGACAACGAACUGAAGUUCUACUCGAAUCUCAGGAACCUAACUGUCACAGACACUCAGCUGGCAUCUAUAGCUCCGAAUGCCUUUGUCAAUAACCCCAAACUCCACUAUCUAAAUCUAAAAGACAACCAAUUGCCAGCCCUGUCUUGGAGAACCUUUCACAAUUUAAAUUUAUCACAUUUGAUCCUGACGGGGAACCUUUUGCGGUGUUCAUGUGAGAACAUGUGGAUCAGGCAGUGGCAGGGGCCGGAGUCUGACAACCAGGACCUGCGCUGCGUGGAGGAGGAGGGCGGGACCAAGCUCCUCUCCCAAUCGACCCCUCCUGACUGCGUUCCUCCAACAGUGACGAUCAGCCCCUCUAACAUCACACAGAUGGCAGGAAGUGAUGUCACAGUGACAUGCAGGGCCAGCGGGGCCCCCGUCCCCAAGCUCAUGUGGAACACCAGCAUUUUGGUCACUGCCUCUGAGGAAGACACAUCCGACUUGCAGUCCAGGCUCAUCCUGUCCAACCUGUCUUACCUUGACAAUGGGCACGAGCUCACCUGCAGUGCGGAGAACAUAGCGGGUCUGAACGAGGCUUCUGUGGUCCUCAACAUCCAGUUCGCUGCCAUUAUCCUGCAGCUGAUGGACCCCACCUCGGACCAUCACUGGUGCAUCCCGUUCAGUGUGGCGGGGAACCCCAAACCGCAGCUGCAGUGGCUGCACGACGGAGAGCCCGUCCCCGACCACGACUACAUCUGGACCCAGAUACACGACUCCACCAACCACGAGUACCACGGGUGCCUCCACAUGCAGACCCCCACGCACCUCAACAACGGCCAGUACACCCUGCUGGCCCGCAACGCCUACGGCGAGGACCAGAGGACCGUGUCGGCCGUCUUCAUGGACCCCAUCGUGGACGAAUUUGGGACAGUAACACCACCACCAACGUCAGAACAUGAAGACAGUGUAGCUGCGUAUGUGGUCGUCGGGAUAGCUGCUGUGGCCUUCACGGGAUUCGUGCUGAUGUUGAUCAUUCUCAAAUUUGAGAAGAUUUCCAAGUUCUGUCUGAAAGGGUGCUCCUCUGGCAUGAGCAAUGAUGACGACUCCGCUAGUCCCCUUCAUCACGUUUCCAACGGCAACAACACCCCGUCGUCCUCGGAGAUGGGCGCCGACGCCGUCAUGAUCGGAAUGACGAAGAUCCCGGUGAUCGAGAACCCUCAGUACUUCCGCAGCACUGGUGGCCUGCUAAAAUCACAGACAUUUGUCCAGCACAUCAAGAGGCACAACAUCGUGCUGAAGCGCGAGCUGGGGGAGGGGGCCUUCGGGAAGGUCUUCCUGGCCGAGUGCUACAACCUGACCCCCGAGCAGGAGAAGAUCCUGGUGGCCGUCAAGACACUCAAGGAGGCCAGUGAGAAUGGACGGACGGACUUCCAGAGAGAGGCGGAGCUCCUGACUAACCUGCAGCACGAGCACAUCGUCACCUUCUAUGGUGUGUGUGUGGAGGCCGACCCGCUCAUCAUGGUGUUCGAGUACAUGAAGCACGGAGACCUCAACAAGUUCCUCAGGGCCCACGGUCCAGACGCCGUGCUGAUGGACGGGCUGCACUGCAUGCAGGUGGAGCUGACGCAGCCGCAGAUGCUGCACAUCGCGCAGCAGAUCGCAGCCGGGAUGGUCUACCUGGCCUCCCAGCACUUUGUGCACCGCGACCUGGCCACACGCAACUGCCUGGUGGGGGAGAACCUGCUGGUGAAGAUCGGAGACUUCGGCAUGUCCCGGGACGUCUACAGCACCGACUACUACAGGGUGGGCGGGCACACGAUGCUGCCGAUUCGCUGGAUGCCUCCAGAGAGCAUCAUGUACAGGAAGUUCACCACAGAGAGUGACGUGUGGAGUCUGGGGGUCGUCCUGUGGGAGAUCUUCACCUACGGCAAGCAGCCCUGGUAUCAGCUCUCCAACAAUGAGGUGAUUGAGUGCAUCACGCAGGGGCGUGUCCUGCAGCGGGCCCGCCUCUGUCCGAAGGAGGUGUACGACCUGAUGCUGGGCUGCUGGCAGAGGGAGCCGCACAUGCGCCUGAACAUCAAAGAGAUCCACUCGCUCCUGCAGAACCUGGCCCGAGCUUCACCCGUGUACCUGGACAUACUGGGCUAACUGUGUGUGUGUGUGUGUGUGUGUGCGUGAGAGUGUGUGUGUGUGAGUGUGAGUGUGAGUGUGAGUG
Anguilla rostrata (American eel) is the source of this 3118-nucleotide messenger RNA. Its product is annotated as BDNF/NT-3 growth factors receptor-like. The transcript is spliced from 17 exons. Bases 697 to 3051 code for a protein of 784 amino acids. Gene Ontology annotation, biological process: protein phosphorylation; trans-synaptic signaling by neuropeptide, modulating synaptic transmission; cell surface receptor protein tyrosine kinase signaling pathway. Lineage: Eukaryota; Metazoa; Chordata; Actinopteri; Anguilliformes; Anguillidae. The record is from RefSeq and is a predicted model, not a curated record. Gene Ontology annotation, cellular component: axon; signaling receptor complex; plasma membrane. Gene Ontology annotation, molecular function: brain-derived neurotrophic factor receptor activity; brain-derived neurotrophic factor binding; ATP binding.